GCUCUGCCCGCGUUCCCUAAUUAUAAAGUGCCGCCGCCCGCAGCCGCUCGGCGCCCCCCCGGCGCUCACCGAGGCCGUCCUCGGUGCCCCCCUCCCCGUCCCCAGCGCGGAGUCUCUCUCCGGGGGCGCAGGCUGCCCAGCCCCGCUAUAAAAGGGCUGCGGAUCCGACGCCGGCACCGCAGCAAGGCUCAAAAACCCGCCCGGAGCCCCGAGGGGAGGCAGUGCCCCCAUGGCGUUGCUCCUGCGGCUCGGCUGCUCGCUGCUGGCGCUCAGCACCUGCCUGCUCCCGCGGGUGCGGGCCGACUGCGGCCGCGAGUGCGCGACCUGCGCGUACCGCCUGGGGCCCCGCGCGGACAUCCACCCGCUGGCAUGUACACUAGAAUGUGAAGGAAAGCUGCCUUCUGCCAAGGCCUGGGAGACCUGCAAGGAGCUCCUGCAGCUGACAAAGCUGGACCUUUCUGAGGAUGGCAGCGUUGCUCCAGGAGACAAGAAAGAGCUGGACGAGAACCAUUUGCUUGCAAAGAAGUAUGGAGGCUUCAUGAAAAGAUACGGGGGGUUCAUGAAGAAAAUGGAUGAGCUCUAUCGGGUAGAACCAGAGGAUGAAGCUAAUGGAGGAGAGAUCCUGGCUAAGAGGUAUGGAGGGUUCAUGAAGAAAGACUCAGAUGACGAUGCCCUGGCUAAUUCCUCUGACCUGCUGAAAGAGCUUUUAGGAACAGGGGAUAACCCUGAAGCGGGGCAUUACCGAGAAAUAAGUGAAAAUGAUGGAGACAUCAACAAAAGGUACGGAGGUUUCAUGAGAAGCAUAAAGCGCAGCCCAGAACUGGAAGAUGAAGCCAAAGAGCUGCAAAAGAGAUACGGUGGCUUCAUGAGAAGAGUGGGCAGGCCAGAGUGGUGGCUGGAUUACCAGAAACGGUAUGGUGGGUUUCUUAAGCGCUUCGCCGACUCCAUUCUCCCUUCAGAAGAAGAUGGGGAAACUUAUUCCAAAGAGGUCCCAGAGAUGGAAAAGAGAUAUGGUGGAUUUAUGAGAUUUUAAUAUCUUUCCCUUUAUCCCUUUUGUCCGAAAUGAGAGAGACUGCCUUAUUGGUCAUAACUUAUUGUAACGUGUUGCUUGUACUGUACAGUUUUUUACUGUCCUGGUUAAUGAUGCAACCUGCGAUCUGUUGUUCCAGGUCCUGUGUUCUUUCAAGUCAAAUAGCUAACUUCUGUUUUAGUCAAGUUUCAGUCUGUAUUGUAGUUACCAUGCUAUUUUGAUUACUGUAUUCAUUUUCUUUAAUCAGGAAGUACAUCUACAGUAGAAUUGCUUAACUGUAUAUAUAAUAAAUUCUUCAUCCUAAUGCAUAA
This is a messenger RNA of Cygnus olor (mute swan), 1341 nucleotides long. RefSeq names its product proenkephalin (gene PENK). The coding region runs from base 230 to 1033 and encodes 267 amino acids. The transcript is spliced from 3 exons. Gene Ontology annotation, biological process: sensory perception; neuropeptide signaling pathway; chemical synaptic transmission. The record is from RefSeq and is a predicted model, not a curated record. Gene Ontology annotation, molecular function: opioid receptor binding. Gene Ontology annotation, cellular component: axon terminus; neuronal cell body; dendrite. NCBI's taxonomy places the organism in Eukaryota, Metazoa, Chordata, Aves, Anseriformes, Anatidae.